This is a messenger RNA of Pneumocystis jirovecii RU7, 3078 nucleotides long. RefSeq lists its product as uncharacterized. NCBI's taxonomy places the organism in Eukaryota, Fungi, Ascomycota, Pneumocystomycetes, Pneumocystales, Pneumocystaceae. The record is from RefSeq and is a predicted model, not a curated record. The transcript has a single exon.
UUGGCGCGGGCGGUGGCGCGGGCGGUUAAGCGGAGGGCAGCAGGGACACAGAAUAGCAUUGAUGAGGAACAUGUUUUAGCUUUAAUUCUAAAGGAAGAUGGACUAAGUGAGCAGGAAUGCAAAAAAAAACUAAAAAAAUAUUGCCAAGAAUUGACUGAAGCAAAACUAAAUAUAGAACAAGUACACAAAAAACUUAAAGGUUUUUGCGAAGAUGGAAAAGCAGAUACAAAAUGCAAAGAACUGAAAGCCAAUAUUGAGAAAAAAUGUACUACAAUCAAAGGAAAACUUAAAGAAGCAAUUAAAAAAAAAAAUUCAGAUUUAACGGAUAAGGAUUGCAAAGAGAAUGAACAACAAUGCCUAUUUUUGGAGGGAGUAUGUUCAAAAGAACUUAAAGAUGAUUGCAAUACUUUGAGAAAUAAGUGCUAUCAAAAGAAACGUGAUAAAGUUGCGGAAGAAGUUCUUUUAAGAGCACUUCGUAGUGAUCUUAAUGGAUCAGUCAUAUGUGAAAAAAAACUUAAAGAGAUUUGCCCUGUCAUGGGGAGGGAAAGUGAUGAGUUAACAAACUUGUGUCUGAACCAGAAAGAGACAUGUAAGAAUAUUUUAAUUGAAAAAGAUAAGAAAUGCGGUACUCUUAAAACAGAUGUUUCAGCAGCACUUGGAAGUUUUAAAAAAGAAACAUGUCUUGAAUUACUUGAACAAUGCUAUUUUUACAUUGGAAAUUGCGGAGACGACGAUAUAAUUAAAUGUAUUGAAUUGGGAGGAAAAUGCCAAGAACAAAAUAUUGCUUAUAUGCCACCAGGACCCGAUUUUGAUCCAACUAGGCCAGAGGCUACAAUAGCAGAGGAUAUAGGGCUGGAAGAGUUUUAUAAGAAGGUAGAGGAGGAUGGAGUUUUUAUUGGAAAGAAUCAUCUAAGAGAUGCGACAGCUUUGUUGGCAUUGUUGAUCCAAGAUUCUAGUCUUAAAAAAAAAGACGACAAAGAGAAAUGCGAAGAAGCCCUUCAAAAAAGCUGCAAAAAUCCUCAUGAACAUGAGGCUUUAGAAAGUUUAUGUAAGAAAAAUGGUUUAAGUAAUGAUGGAACGAAAAAAUGUGAAGAAUUGCAAAAUGAUAUUAACAAAACUUGCAAAAUUUUCACUUCAAAAGUCACUAAUAAUCGUCUUUUUGAUCCAACAAAAGGAAAUAAUGAAAUUGUUGGAUGGGAAGGGUUGCCAACAUUUCUUAGCAACGAAGAUUGUGCGAAAUUAGAGUCCUAUUGUUUCUAUUUUGAAAAAAAAUGUCCAGAUGGAGAAAAUGCAUGUAAAAAUAUAAGAGCAACAUGUUACAAAAGAGGACUUGAUGCACGGGCAAAUAAAGUGCUGCAAGAAAAUAUGCGAGGAAUGUUACAUGGUUCAAACAAAAGCUGGCUUGAAAAGUUUCAACAAGAAUUAGUAAAAGUAUGUGAGAAACUGAAAAAAGAAAACAAAGGAAGUUUCUCAAACGAUGAAUUAUUUAUUCUGUGUGUACAGCCAGCAAAAGCAGCCCGGUUGCUUACACAUGAUCUUCGAAUGAAAACUAUCUUUUUACGACAACAACUGGAUCAAAAGCGAGAUUUUCCGACAGAUAAAAAUUGCAAGGAAUUGGGGAGAAAGUGCCAAGAUUUAGGAGAGGAUUCAAAAGAAAUUACGUGGCCAUGUCAUACACUGGAGCAGCAAUGCAAUCGCUUGGGGACUACAGAAAUUUUAAAGCAGGUUUUAUUGGAUGAACACAAGGAUACUUUGAAAGAUGAAGAAAGUUGUGUAAAAUAUCUAAAAGAAAAGUGUAAUAAAUGGUCUAGAAGAGGCGAUGACCGUUUCUCUUUUGUAUGUGUCUUCCAAAAUGCUACGUGUGAGCUGAUGGUAAAAGACGUACAAGAUAGGUGCAAAGUAUUCAAGAAAAAUAUAGAGGUUGCAGAGAUCGUUGAUUUUCUUAAAAAUAACACGAAUAACAUAACAACACUGGAAAGAAACUGUCCCUCCUGGCAUACGUAUUGCAAUAGAUUUUCACUUAAUUGUCCAGAUCUUACUAAAGGAGAUGCUCUUUGUACAAAGAUCAAAGACCAUUGCAAGCCAUUUUAUGAAAGAAAGGCCUUGGAAGAAGCUCUCAAAGUAGAGCUUCGAGGAAAUUUAAACAAAAAUAAAUGCGAAUCAGCAUUAAAAGGAUAUUGUACACAAUUAGGAAAAUUAAAUAAUGAAUCUAUCAAAAGUUUAUGCAAAGCUAACACCAAGGAUAACCCUAAAAAGAGCAACAAAGAUGCUAAAAAGGAACUCUGUGAGAAAUUAGUGGAAGAAGUAAAAGAACAAUGCAAAACAUUACCAGCAGAACUAAAACAACCAGCAGACAAUCUAAAAAAAGAUGUUAAGACAUAUGAGGAACUUAAGGAAGAGGCAAAGAAAGCAAUGAACAAGUCCAGCCUUGUUUUAUCACUCGUUAAGAAAGACGGAAAUAAUACACCGAAAAAUAAUAGAAAAAGCGAAGAUAAGAAUGACGUUUCAAACGGACUUCAAGAUACCACAAAACAUGUGAAAAUACUACGGAGAGGAGUUAAGGAUGUAUCCGUAACAGAAUUAGAAGCUAAAGCAUUUGAUUUGGCAGCAGAAGUAUUUGGAAGAUAUGUAGACUUGAAAGAAAGAUGUAAUAAAUUGGAAUCAGAUUGCGGAAUUAAGGAGGAUUGCAAAGACUUAGAAGAAGUAUGCAAAAAGAUUAAUAAGGCUUGUCGCAAUCUGAAGCCUCUGGAGGUGAAGCCGCAUGAAACAGUGACAGAAAGCACAACGACGACCACGACGACAACAACGACCGUUGCCGAUCCGAAGGCAACGGAAUGCAAAUCCUUACAGACAACAGACACAUGGGUUACACAGACAUCGACACACACAAGCACGUCUACCAUCACAUCUACGAUUACAUCAAAAAUAACACUCACAUCAACGAGGCGGUGCAAACCAACCAAGUGUACGACAGGGGAUGAUGCAGAAGACGUGAAGCCAAGUGAAGGCUUGAGGGUGAGCGGGUGGAAUGUGAUGAGGGGGGUGAUAGUAGCAAUGGUUAUUUCGUUCAUGAUUUAG